This is a messenger RNA of Physeter macrocephalus (sperm whale), 1651 nucleotides long. It is a transcript of the gene SSR1, whose product is annotated as signal sequence receptor subunit 1. The record is from RefSeq and is a predicted model, not a curated record. Lineage: Eukaryota; Metazoa; Chordata; Mammalia; Artiodactyla; Physeteridae. The transcript has 8 exons. The coding region runs from base 101 to 961 and encodes 286 amino acids. Gene Ontology annotation, cellular component: endoplasmic reticulum; endoplasmic reticulum membrane.
ACCCCUCCCCGCCCGGAGCCCGGAUGAAGAGUAACGCCAUUACAGCCGGAGCCGCCGAGAACCCUUGCGGACGGGAACCGGACGCCGGAGCGGCCGCGCUAUGAAGUCCCUCCCCCGCCUGCUGCUGCUUUUCCUGCUGGUGUUACCCGCCACUCUCUUGCUCCGAGGCCACCCUGGAGGCUCAUUGGCAGCGGCUCAAGAUCUUACAGAAGAUGAAGAAACGGUGGAAGAUUCUGUAAUUGAAGAUGAAGAUGAUGAAGCAGAAGUGGAAGAAGAUGAACCCACAGAUUUGGCUGAAGAUAAAGAGGAAGAAGAUGUAUCUGGUGAACCUGAAGCUUCACCAAGUGCAGAUACAACCAUCCUGUUUGUGAAAGGAGAAGAUUUUCCAGCAAAUAACAUUGUGAAGUUCCUGGUAGGCUUUACAAACAAGGGUACAGAGGAUUUUGUCGUUGAAUCUCUAGAUGCCUCCUUCCGUUAUCCUCAGGACUACCAGUUUUAUAUCCAGAAUUUCACGGCGCUUCCUCUGAACACUGUAGUGCCGCCCCAGAGACAGGCGACUUUUGAGUACUCCUUCAUUCCCGCGGAGCCCAUGGGAGGGCGGCCCUUUGGUCUGGUCAUCAAUCUGAACUACAAAGAUUUGAACGGCAAUGUUUUCCAAGAUGCUGUCUUCAAUCAAACAGUUACAGUUAUUGAGAGAGAAGAUGGACUAGAUGGAGAAACAAUCUUUAUGUAUAUGUUCCUUGCUGGUCUUGGGCUUUUGGUGGUGGUUGGCCUUCAUCAACUCCUAGAAUCUAGAAAGCGCAAGAGACCCAUACAGAAGGUAGAGACGGGGACCUCGAGUCAGAGUGAUGUUGACAUGAGCUGGAUUCCUCAGGAAACUUUGAAUCAGAUCAAUAAAGCUUCACCAAGAAGGUUGCCCAGGAAACGGGCACAGAAGAGAUCGGUGGGAUCUGAUGAGUAAAUGUUCUUUGUGCAACAAUUCGGUCUUUACUUAACCCGCCCUAAUGUUUUUCGGCCUGCUGGGAAUUAUUAGUGCAGAGAAGCCGUAUCACCACAGAAGGCAACUACUACUCAAGUGUGGACUGAGCAAUCAGAGUCUGUGGUGAUAACAUUGCUGAAAAUGCACUGCAUUUAUUUUUCUAAAGUAACAAAUUUGGUUUUUUUAAAACCAUUAAAAUCUAUGUGAGUGUGUGUGUAUGUAUGUGAGCAGUUGGUCUUACCAGAAUCAUUGUUGAACUAUCUGAAGCAUGCCUUUAGAAUACUAAAUAUAAUGCUAUUGUCUCUUCCUUUUGGACAUUUUCUGGCAUUUUCCCCCAAAACUCAGCAUUUGCCUGGUAUGACUGUAGAUGUCCUGCCUUGGACUGUUUUUAAAGAAAACAAUGUUUCUUCUUUAGAAUAGCGCAAAUCCAGCUUGAUGGAACAAAUUUGCAUGUUGUUGCUGUUUUACAACUAGUAUUCUAAAGGCACGAGCAGGCGUAGCUGCUUUUUAGCAGUAGAGCUGUUUUGGUAUUUUGCUGCUGUUUACUAUAUAGCGCAGCUUCCGAAACCUUCCCAAAUAAGUUCAAGGAAUUUGGGGAUCUCUAGCACCAAAAUUAUGAACAUGAAUAUUCUGGUUUUGAUAUAUAAAACCAACUUCACUCUUUUUUUUUUU